Amblyraja radiata (thorny skate) is the source of this 848-nucleotide messenger RNA. RefSeq names its product POU class 1 homeobox 1 (gene pou1f1). Lineage: Eukaryota; Metazoa; Chordata; Chondrichthyes; Rajiformes; Rajidae. Gene Ontology annotation, molecular function: RNA polymerase II cis-regulatory region sequence-specific DNA binding; DNA-binding transcription factor activity, RNA polymerase II-specific. The record is from RefSeq and is a predicted model, not a curated record. The transcript has 6 exons. The coding region runs from base 10 to 834 and encodes 274 amino acids. Gene Ontology annotation, biological process: regulation of transcription by RNA polymerase II.
CGACUGACAAUGCACCAUCCAAACGCUGGCGACUGCCUCGCAGGUUCCAACCAAGGGAUCAGUGUGGUUUCAACAGCCUCCGGACUUCAUUACUCCAUGCCAUCCUGCCAUUACGGGAAUCAACAAUCGCCUUAUGGGGUGAUGACAGGUGGCCUUACUCCUUGUCUGUAUAAGCUGCCCGACCACACGCUGAACACUUCCUCGUGUAACCUGGGCCAUGGGUUUACACCUCUGCACCAGUCAGUCCUGUGCGAAGAGUCCAUUGCGGUAGACUUCAAGCAGGAGUUCCGAAAAAAGAGUAAAAUCGCCGAGGACCCUGUUGGCGUGGAUUCCCCGGAAAUCAAAGAGCUGGAGAUGUUUGCAAAUCAAUUUAAAUUAAGAAGAAUAAAGUUAGGUUACACCCAGACAAAUGUAGGAGAGGCACUCGCUGCUGUGCAUGGCUCAGAAUUUAGCCAAACAACAAUUUGUCGCUUUGAAAAUUUACAGCUGAGUUUUAAAAAUGCAUGCAAGCUUAAAUCAAUCCUUUCAAAAUGGUUAGAUGAAGCAGAACAAGCAGGGGCUUUAAAUAAUGAAAGAGCAGGAACAAAUGAAAGGAAAAGAAAACGAAGAACUACAAUCAGCAUGCUAGCUAAAGAAACACUGGAGACACAUUUUGGGCAUCAAAGUAAACCUACCUCCCAAGAGAUCAUGCAAAUGGCCGAAAGUUUAAACCUGGAGAAAGAAGUCAUAAGAGUCUGGUUCUGUAACCGCCGGCAGAGGGAGAAACGAGUGAAGACAAACCUGCAUUACAAUUCAUUUUGUUUUUCCUUCAAAGAACAUCUUGACUGUAGAUAAAACAUUAUUUUUCC